Molecule: messenger RNA, 1384 nt
Organism: Hippocampus comes (tiger tail seahorse)
Lineage: Eukaryota; Metazoa; Chordata; Actinopteri; Syngnathiformes; Syngnathidae
Gene: sord
Product: sorbitol dehydrogenase
Exons: 9
Coding region: 89-1153 (354 amino acids)
Biological process (GO): D-sorbitol catabolic process
Molecular function (GO): L-iditol 2-dehydrogenase (NAD+) activity; zinc ion binding
Source: RefSeq, a predicted model, not a curated record
UAGUAGACCCCACCUUUCGCUCUGUCAGUCGGACUUUAGUUCGCUUCUCUGCUCUCCACGCGCGUGGCAGCACCGAGGGUGUUCUGUUAUGGAGCAAGACAAUCUGUCCGUGGUUCUGCACUCCAAGGGAGACCUCAGACUGGAGAAACGCCCUGUCCCGGAGCCAGGUCCUAAUGAGGUUUUGCUCCAGAUGCACUCAGUUGGUAUCUGCGGUUCUGAUGUCCACUACUGGCAACACGGCAGCAUUGGGGACUUUGUGCUGACGAAGCCAAUGGUGUUAGGACAUGAAGCAGCGGGACGGGUGGUAAAGGUCGGCUCUGCAGUCAAACACCUUCAAGCAGGAGACAGAGUGGCUGUUGAGCCAACUGUUCCCCGAGAGAUGGACGAGUUUUUCAAAAGCGGGCGCUACAAUUUAUCGCCGACUAUCUUCUGUUGUGCCACGCCGCCCGAUGAUGGCAGCUUGUGCAGAUACUACACACACAGUGCCAACUUCUGUUACAAGUUGCCUGAUAAUGUGACAUUUGAGGAGGGGUCUCUGGUUGAACCUCUGUCCGUGGGCAUCCACGCCUGUCGCAGGGCCGGCGUGACCCUCGGGAGCACCGUGCUCAUCUGUGGUGCAGGGCCAAUUGGGUUGGUCUCUCUGCUUGUGGCCAAGGCAAUGGGCGCUUCACAAGUUGUCAUCACGGAUCUGUUCCCUGAGCGUUUGGCCAUGGCCAAGGUUUUGGGUGCAGACUUCCAGCUGACUGUGAAGCAAGGGGACGGACCUCAGCAGUUGGCCAAGAGGGUGGAGGGUCUACUGGGAGCUCAGCCUCACAUUACGAUUGAAUGCACUGGCGUUGAGAGCAGCAUCCAAACUGCCAUCUACGCGACCCGCUCAGGAGGUGUUGUGGUUGUGGUGGGCCUUGGAUCAGAAAUGGCCACCAUUCCUCUCAUCAACGCGGCCACCAGAGAAGUGGACAUCAGAGGCGUCUUCCGCUACUGCAACACUUGGCCCAUGGCCAUCGCCAUGUUGGCAUCAGGAAAAGUGAAUGUGAAACCUCUGGUGACUCACCGUUUCCCCCUGGAGCAGGCCGUCCAGGCGUUUGAGACCACACGUCAGGGUCUUGGGAUAAAGGUCAUGUUAAAGUGUGACCAGAAUGACCAGAAUCCCUAAACUGCAGCGAAACUGACUCCGUUUACAUACGGCCAAUAACCCUUCCAAUACUCAAAUGUUAGCAAUAUUGUGCUUGCGCAAUACCAUGUAAACACCUACAAAAACCCAAAUACUGUAAGAUCAUAUUUGUUUAAAAAAACAAACAAAAAAAAAAAAACGAAGACCCUGGGUUGCUCCUUUUCUAACCUGCAGAUUUGGGCAUGUAAACAUGUUUCAGAAUACAUACAUACA